GUUUGUGCUGAAAAUACUGCACAAAAUGAAUCUGUUCCAUACUUAUUAUUGCAUCUGGAGACGUUUAAGGUCCAGUCCUGUCAGGCGCUUAAGAUUAUGCAAGUUUCCCUGUUGAUCUGACUGCUAAAAAGCUGCUUAAAUAUUUUGCAUGAUUAGUGCUAUACAUGUGCAGAAAUAAUAGCAUCAAAAAAUGAUUUAUUUUAUGGGCUAUUAAUCCUGAGUAACUAUGGUACAAGUUUCUUGUUGAGCUGAGUUCCUGGGGUUUCCUUAAGAAUUCCCCUAUAGCAAAAAAGCUCAAAGGAUUUCGGCUAGAUCAUUUGCAGGAUUUGGGUCCGUGUGAUCAGAAUCUGACCACAUGGCAUGUGGUUAAAGGGCCUUAAAAACCCAUGUUUUCUAUGGCACCAUAAGACUUUGGAUCAGACCCAUAGAACCCAGAACUCAUAAAUCAUAUUACCCUAACUAGUCACGUUACUCCAGUUGUUAUGCUCUGUGCCUGUUAGUCAUAUUAGCAGUGAAGUUAUUUUAGCUCUACCAUGUCUUAGAGUUCCAAUGAUGAACUAGAGCUUUUCUAGACUAGGACACAAACUCUUCUUACCAGACCUGCAGCAGUGUUUUUUAAUGGCUUCAUAGCAUGCAGUUGAAAGAACACCUGCAUGAUCAAAAUAUAAAACCAUUAAGAAUAAUAAUGGAAACAAGAAAACUAGUUGAGAGAAAUGGGUUUUACAUGCAGUACUGAGGCACACCUGGGGACAUUAUGUGAUUUCAUAAAACUUUUCUUGAUAAAGUCAGCCAAUAAAUUUCUAAUGUAUUUCAGUUGCCUUUAUCAAGUUGAGAAACACGGAAGAUUUCCCAGCUUAGCACCUUCGCCUUCCACUUUCAAGACUUCUCUUUUUGACAUUGCUUUAAGAGCAGCCGGUGGCAAUGUCUGACUUUGUGAGUGCACUUGAUGCUAAGAUGAAAUCUGAAAUGGAGAACUCCUCUUCAAGGUAUUGACGAAGAUCCAGAAUGCUUCUGGAUGACGUCAACUUACUUCAGUUUACAGAUGAUGAGUACCAGUGGAAGGGGCCCUUCUAUUUCAUCCAAGGAGCAGAUCCUCAGUUUGGACUGAUAAAAGCUUGGGCAGUUGGAGACACUAAGAAUGGAGAUGAUGAAUGGGGAGAGGAAAUCAAAUUAGCAGAGCAAGCAGUGCAAGCCAUUAACAAACUAAGCCCUAAACCGAAGUUCUUUGUGUUGUGUGGAGACCUUAUCCAUGGAAUGCCAGGAACUCAAUGGAGAAAGGACCAAGAGCGAGAUUUAAAGAAUGUUCUGAAGAACACUGACCAGGACAUCCCAUUGGUAUUUGUCAGUGGAAAUCACGAUAUUGGCAAUACUCCAACACGAGAAACAAUAGAUAAUUACUGCAAGAACUGGGGAGAUGACUACUUCAGCUUUUGGGUUGGAGGCGUUCUCUUUCUGGUGCUGAAUUCUCAGUUAUACUUUGAUUCUUCCAAAUGCCCCGAGUUAAAGCAAGCCCAGGAUGUGUGGCUCAAUGAGCAACUGGCUGUCGCUGAAAAACAUAAAUGCAAGCAUAUAAUAGUAUUUCAACACAUCCCUCUGUUUCUGAGAAACCCUGAUGAAGACCAUGAUUAUUUCAACUUGGAAAAAUCAGUUCGUCAAGAGAUAAUGGAAAAGUUUCAUAAAGCAGGCAUUAAAGCUGUAUUUUCUGGACAUUACCACAGGAAUGCUGGAGGAUUCUACAGAGGACUGGAAAUGGUGGUUUCAUCAGCAAUAGGAUGUCAGCUGGGAGAAGAUAAGCAUGGGCUUCGAGUGGUCGUUGUCACAGAUGAAAAGAUUGUUCAUAAAUACUACAGUUUAGAUGAACUGGACAGUCAAGGCAUAGAGAAAGAGCUGCUUGAUAUGCUUGCUAAGCAAAAUUAGACUAUGCCAAAUUAUGUGAUUUUUUUUCUAUAUUAGACAAAUAGAAACAGUUUCAGAAAGUUUCCCUGAGCUGAGGAUACAGGUUUCUGAUGCUGCACCGUGCCCCAGAACAGCUCUCAACGUAUCUUCCUAAAUAACAAGUUGUUGACAUGUUUCUCUUUUGAAAAUUAGACCUGGGAGGAAUAUGGAAGAAUAGCAGAAUUAAUACAGUAAUAUAUCAUUGAAAAGAACUCUUCUAAGAAUUUUUACUUUGCUCCCAGAUAUGACUUUCCUGUUAGAGAGAAAGUGCAUCGAAGAGUGAGAGUUGCAGCAUUUAGAUAAACCUUCAACUUGAGUAUUUGAGAGGGUAUUUUAAAAUCAAUAGAUUUAGUCAUUUAUUUUACACACUCGACAAUAUAAGUGUCACAUUUUUUUACUCUAUAAAAACAAAUCUCAAAAACUCUGAAAUCAACUGACUCCCGCUGACUUUUAGCAACCUGGGGAUCAGAUCUUGUUACCUACAGGCUGUAUUUUCCCCCAUUUCCCACACUUUAUUUUCUUAGCUCUUCAGAGCCAGCAGCAAUAAGAGAGCAAACACGUUCUGGUUUGCAGUCACAGCCUGGGUUUCUGUUACAUCCUAGCUUUAUAUAAUGAAAAGACUAUAACUGAAGCUACUAUAGAUGCCACUGACAGAAACUAAACAUGGAACAAUUAUUUUCCUUUUGAAAUUUAACUACCAUUCAAUUAGCAUAUAUUCUUGCUUAUAGCUUCAGCAGUUGGAAUAAUUUCAUUGGGACAAUAUUCUGUACAAACGCAAUUUAAGAGUGCCUUACUGCAACAUGAUACAAAACUGAAUGUUGGAAACCCUAAAAAGUAGUUUCUUCACUGGAGUAAGUCUUUAAAAAUAAAUGAUUUAAAAAGAAAUUUAUGUGCUGCAAUCCACCUAUUUUUUGGGGGGGCAAGCAUAACUGAUUUACUGUUAAAUACAGAAAUAAAAAAACUUCAUGUAAUUAACGCAUCCCUGGUUUUAUUUAGUUGAACACAUUAUAACCCAUGCCACAGGUUAUCUAGAAAUAGUUAGCGCAGCUUUAGCACCUGAAGAGGGAAGAACAGAAGCAAUACUGGCUGAAAAACUAAUGCAUUCUAUCCGGUUUUAUGUAUAAGCACUUCCAACAUUGUUCCCUAGAGGAUAUUACAGAUAUUUAAAUAUGGUGAGAGACACGAAAUGCUGUGCUGAAGCGUUGGUUUCAUUACAUUUUAGUCACAACAGUUUAUCUAGGAGGCUCCUUCAAGCUUGAUUUGUGGGACUCAUGAGAUUCUAAAAUUACCUCUGUUGCAUUUCCAUGCACCAGUGAAACAGCUGCACCUGCAGAUGGACAGGACCAAAUGUGGACAACCGUCCCAUGACAAUAACCUAAGUGUAGGUAAUGUUUGAUUCAGAAAGAAAGAAAAUGAUUUUGUUGUUAUUCUCUGCCUGGUUUCGCUUAGCUGAACAUUUUCACAGUCUUGUUUUCAAGGGAACAUCGGGGAACUAAAAUCUAAGGCUAGAUGACUUUGAAACAGGUAGGUACCGAGGUACCCAAAUGGCAGUUUCACUGGACGUUAAGCACCCAUUAGUUCAGAUACUGGUUUUAAAAAUCUGUGUACUCAGGUAUCUUUUAAGCUACUGACUAGUUUUAAAAUUUGGUCUUAAAUAGCUGGGAGCUAUUUAGUAAUCACAGUUAAUUAACAAUUUCAAGAAUGAGAUUUUUUUUUUUAUGUUCUGCACAAGGAAGAAUAGUCUCUCUCUGACUUAAAUCUCUUAAGUUAGUUUAAAUCAUCAGGCUGAAGAAGUUCAGCAGAGGGACCUGAGCUGAUCUGAGUACAGAAUAUUCUCUCUGCUCCAGCACAAUAUUAUAAAGCCCAAUGGAGAAGUUCAAACAGUUUUUUCAAUAUUUCUGUUUAUUAAAGGCUACAGUUUUAACUAAAUAUAUUGAGCUUGAGAGACUGAAGGAUAACUUUGGGACAAUGUCUUUUGACAGAUAAGAAAAUUAUGGUAUAUUGUAUGCUAAAAUUUUAAUUUUCAGUGUUGCAGUGUACUAAUAUACAAAGUAGAUGUUUAUAUAGCAUAAUUUUAAUUGUUAUUUUUAAAUUCUAUUUUUUCACUUUUUUCAACUGUCAUUUCAACAUAAGAGUUGCAUUUUGUCACGAAAACAUCACUUAAAUACAAAGCAGAAGUUCAAUGAAAAAAAUAAAGGUUUCUUUAUAUCCCAAACUCUUCCUUUGUUUAGUGACUUCUAAGAAUAUCAUGUUAUGCUGAUGACCACGUUAGCUGGAAUGAGGGCCUCUGUAGUACUUUGACCUUUUGGAGCCCAUGCCUUAAUGCAGCACUAGCCCAAAAUAGGGAGGGGUGUUCAGCAUUUCAAUUAUUGUUCCUUUUGCCAGUGCUGUAGUUUGACAAGUGCAGCCUAAAUUAAUGCAAGAUAGUGGGAAAAUAAAUAAAAUCUAUUCUUUCCCUUGCAA
Messenger RNA from Calidris pugnax (ruff), 4398 nucleotides. It is a transcript of the gene CPPED1, whose product is annotated as calcineurin-like phosphoesterase domain containing 1. The transcript is spliced from 5 exons. Gene Ontology annotation, molecular function: hydrolase activity. NCBI's taxonomy places the organism in Eukaryota, Metazoa, Chordata, Aves, Charadriiformes, Scolopacidae. Bases 1006 to 1917 code for a protein of 303 amino acids. The record is from RefSeq and is a predicted model, not a curated record.